Messenger RNA from Camellia sinensis, 684 nucleotides. RefSeq lists its product as uncharacterized. Lineage: Eukaryota; Viridiplantae; Streptophyta; Magnoliopsida; Ericales; Theaceae. The record is from RefSeq and is a predicted model, not a curated record.
AUGAAUGUGGAUGCUGAUAGGAGUGCUGGAGGCUUGUUAUGUGUGUGGAAGCUUGACAUUUUUUGUCUAGAUGACUGCUGCAGCAACAGGAGCUUCAUCAUACUAUCAGGUACCUUAUUUAAUAGCUUGGAAUGUGUGAUUGUGAAUGUUUAUGUACCUAAUGAUGUGAGUGCUAGGAGAAGCUUAUGGGUCUCUUUGAUCAAUCUUAAGGUUGUUUUCCCUAAACAGUGGUGUAUAGAGGGGGACUUUAAGGAAAUCAAAUCAAUAGAUGAAGGAAAGGGUUGUGUAAGAAGGGAUAGGGGAAUGAGAGAUUUUUGUAAUUUCAUAAGUAGCCAUGAACUGAUUGACUUACCUAUGUUGGGAAGAAAAUUUACAUGGAGUAAUUCAUUGGAGGGUGAGAGAUGGAGCAAUUUAGAUAGGUUCCUUGUUGGACCAGAAUGGUUGGUCUGGUUUAGGUACAAACUUUGGGGUCUUCCUAGAUCCAUUUCAGACCAUUGUCCAAUUAUCCCAAUGAAGGAUGCUAGAAACCGGGGCCCAAAGCCUUUUAGAUUCAUCAAUACUUGGGCAUCUCAUCCAACUUUUCUUAAUGAAGUGAAGAAAAUGUGGGAGGGUACUCAGGUGGAAGGUUGGGCAGGGUACAAACUGAAAAUCAAGUUGAAGGCACUUAAACAAUCUCUAAAGUAG